AUGACCGAAGUUUACGAGUAUUCUCCCUCGGGCAUGCGUGCCCGACGACCCUCUGUUGACGGAGCUUCUCAGCACUCCGAUCAGGACGUCUGCUACCCCCACGAUGACAACAAGGAGGGAUUCGAAAUCGACUUUACCGCUCUUGACGACUUCAACGGCGAGGACGACGUGCCCUGCGGAGUGGCCAACGCCGACAUGGGCAGCCGAGUGGUCCGAGUUGCCCCUCAGGACCAUUUUGCUUUCUUCUCUACCGAGUGCGAAGAGACUAUUCGAGCCAACGAGUUCUCUGAAAUCUUCAAGGACGGCUGCAAGGCCAAGGAGCUCUUUGACGCCCAUAAGGGCACCUGGUGGCUUGACUGCUACGACCCCACCGAUGCCGAGAUGAAGCUGCUGGCCAAGGCCUUUGGUAUCCAUCCUCUGACCGUUGAAGACAUCCAGCACCGAGAGGCCCGAGAGAAGGUUGAGAUGUUCCGAAACUACUACUUUGUGGCGUUCCAUGCCUACGAGCAAGACGUCGAGUCCGACGACUUCAUGGAGAUGGUCCCUUUCUACCUUUGUGUGUUCCCCGAGGGAGUCAUUUCCUUCCACUACUCGCCUGUUCCUCACUGUGCAACUGUUCGAAAGCGAAUUCGACAGCUCAAGGACCACGUAACAGUGACGCCCGACUGGAUCUGUUACGCUGUUAUUGAUGACAUUACCGAUUCUUUUGCUCCAGUCAUCCGAGAGAUUGAACAGGAGGGUGAGAUUGUCGAGCAGACAGUCUUUGACGCUCGGGAUGAUGGCUUCAACGAAAUGCUCCGACGAAUCGGCAAGGCCCGAGCUAAGACUCUUUCCAUGAUGCGGCUGCUUUCUGGAAAGGCCGACGUGGUGGGUAUGUUCACCAAGCGAGUGUCUGAGGGACUGAGCGACCAUGUGCCCAAGGGCCACAUUUCUCUCUACCUCGGAGAUAUCCAAGACCAUAUUGUGACCAUGUAUCAGUCUUUGAUUGCCCACGAGAAGAUUCUGUCGCGAUCCCAUCUCAACUACCUGUCCCAGCUCCAGGUGCAGUCCAUUGAUGCCACCCAUCGAGUUACUGAUACUCUGGGAAAGAUCACUGUCAUCGGUACUAUUCUGAUUCCCAUGAACUUCGUCACUGGCCUGUUCGCCAUGAACGUGCGAAUCCCUGGAGAGUCUACCGAUGAGAACCCCGGUAACUUCGGCUGGUUCUUUGGUAUUCUCGGUGUGCUUCUGUGCAUCAUUGUCACCGCCACUCUAGUGGCCAAGUGGUACCUUGCCCACGUUGAGAAGAAAAUCCGGGGCAACUUCCGAAACUCUGCUUCCGACAAUUCCAUUCGGUCCAUGCGAUCCAAGCGAUCCAAGCACACUAUUAACACUAUUGUUUAG
Yarrowia lipolytica CLIB122 is the source of this 1383-nucleotide messenger RNA. RefSeq lists its product as uncharacterized. Gene Ontology annotation, cellular component: plasma membrane. The record is from RefSeq and is a predicted model, not a curated record. NCBI's taxonomy places the organism in Eukaryota, Fungi, Ascomycota, Dipodascomycetes, Dipodascales. Gene Ontology annotation, molecular function: magnesium ion transmembrane transporter activity. Gene Ontology annotation, biological process: magnesium ion transmembrane transport; intracellular magnesium ion homeostasis.